UCAAUUUUUGUCAUACGUUCAAGUAGCAUCAAUUCUUUUUUUUUGGUCAGUUCUUUUUGUUACACUUUGUAUAUCUAUGUGCCCAUCAGUCAUCUCAUGGCUUAAGAUAGUACUAUCUUAAAUCGUGAUCAUAUCAGUAACAAAUUAUUACGAUAUUAUCGGUUACCGUAGUAUCAAUAUUGUUUAAAAUAUGUUUCAAAAUGCAAAAAACGCAUACAGAAUUACUGUUAUUUAUGAUUUAUAACUAUUUAUUAUUACUAUUUAUUCUAAUCUCUAUUUAUCUCUAUUAAUGAAUUUAAACUAUUUGAUUAUCAUUUCUAUUCAAUACUCAAUACUUAUAUAUUCUAAUUUUAAAAUCUAAAGACUAAAGUCAAAUGUCAGUACUUACUCAAUUCUCAUUGCUUAUUACUCAGAAGUAUCUAUAUAUCAAUAUUUCAUUACGAAACUAAUAAGUAUUGAAUAAAUAUUUAUUGUGGAUAAUGUUUAAGAGUAAAAUGACGAAUAAUUUUUAAAUGUUUUAUUUAUUAUCCCAAAUACUUCAAAAAAAAUUAUAAUAAAAAAUUGCCGUUAUAUAAUUUGUUUAUAAGUUAUCAUUCAUAAAUAAGGACGAUAAGAUGGAAAAUCAAAAAAGUCAAGAACUUAAACAAAGUUUAAGGGCUAAAAGCCCUACAAUUAAAUCAGCUUUAUUGGAUUGUAGUGUACUAUCUAUUCCAAAUCCUCUUGACUUAAAUCCAAUAAUAAAGGAAAAUCAAGAAACAGAAGUCCUAACACUGUCAACUCCAUCUGUUCAUCCACCAAACAAUUUAAGACAUUUGAGUUUAUUUAGUAAUUUACAAUCAACACCAAAUACUCGACAAUUUAACAAACCAGAAAUGGAUUCAAGAAUAAUAAUGAACCUCAGUCCAAUAAUGUCUACGUCAUCUUUAAAAACAAAUUUAUAUAAUCAUAAAGAUAUUUUUCAACAUAAAUCACAUGCAGAAAUUGAUUUUUCAUUGAAUCCAUUAAAAUACCGGAAUUCAUCAAAUCUUUGUAAAAAACAUGAAUUAAACAAAUGGAAAACAAACAAAACUUUAAUUGGACCAUCUCAUAAAAGUAUUAUUAUUGAUUCUCCAAUUGUACCAGAUAAUACGAGAAGAACAAAUGAAGAUAAUGUGAAUGAAAAAGCUAAAAGAUGCUUAUUUGAAAAAGAAAAGGCAAUUAGUAUGUCUAAUUUGGAAACAGAUCAAGAUUCGCUUAACAUUUCUUUGGAUAUAUUAGAACAAGUGUGUCAAAUGUCAGAAAUUUUGGAUGAUAGUUUAACUGAAGAAAUAAAAAUAAGUGUUGAUACUGAUAAAAAGGGAAAAAAAUUAGCUUCUUUUCUUUACGGCAAUAGCACCACUAAACUUGAUGACACGGAAGAAGAAAACAAAUUAUUACAAUUGGCACUAAGUAUGGAAGACAAUGUAUUAACUGAAUCUAAAUUAAAGAAUAAAUUAUAUUUUGAAGGAGAAUUUACUUCUUUAAAUCAACUUAAAAAUAAGGAAACUAACUUAUCUAAAAAUGACAGUGAACAAUCUAAAAGUAGUAGGUUGAACACAUGUAUAAGUGAUUCCAAAUGUAACUUUUUAGAUCACGAAGAAAUGAAUCCUAUUGGAAAUACACAAAUGUGUGAAAUAGCUGAUAUAACAGAACCAUUAGAAUCAUUUGAUGAUCAUUGGACACAACAAUAUACUAGUAAUGCAUCUAAUUUAAGCAAUAAACCAAAAAAUAAUAAUUUGAAUAAAAAUGUUGAUGCAGUGAUGAGCACACCAAUAGAUUUUAUUGAUCAUAAAGUGAAUAUAAUAAAAAGUAAUCAAUUAAAAGACAAUUCAAAUGAAAGAUUAAAAAUAUUUCAAUUAAUCGCAAGAGAUGAACUGUAUGAAUCUCCAAUAAUGACUCAGGAUGAUACCUUAACAAAUGAAUAUAUGUAUAAAGGUUUCUCUACUGCUGGAGGUAAAUCCAUUUUAAUAUCAGAUAAGGCUGUGCAAAAAGUUCAAACAAUUUUAAAAGAUGAACUAAAUGAAUCCUCAAUAAUUAUUAAACAGAAUAUUGUCUCAAAUCCUAAUAAACAUGAAGGUUUCUCAACUGCAGGCGGUAACACUAUUAAAGUAUCAGAUGAGGCCAUACAACAAGUUCAAAUAAUGUUAAAAGAUGAAUUGAAUGAAUUUUCAACUGUUACUCAGGACAAUAUCGUUGUAAAUCCUAAUAUAUGUAAAGGUUUUGCAACUGCAGGAGGUAAACCUAUCAAAGUAUCAGAUGUGGCUUUAAAAAAAGUUCAAACAAUAUUACAAGAUGAACUGAAUGAAUCUUCAAACAUUACUCAGGACAAUAUCGUUAAAAAUCCUAAUAUAUGUAAAGGUUUUGCAACUGCAGGAGGUAAACCUAUCAAAGUAUCAGAUAUGGCUUUAAAAAAAGUUCAAACAAUAUUAAAAGAUGAACUGAAUGAAUCUUCAAACAUUACUCAGGACAAUAUCGUUAUAAAUCCUAAUAUAUGUAAAGGUUUUGCAACUGCAGGAGGUAAACCUAUCAAAGUAUCAGAUGUGGCUUUAAAAAAAGUUCAAACAAUAUUAAAAGAUGAACUGAAUGAAUCUUCAAACAUUACUCAGGACAAUAUUGUUAUAAAUCCUAAUAAAUUAUGCAAAGGCUUCUCUACUGCUAGAGGUAAAUCCAUUAAAAUAUCAGAUAAGUCCUUACAAAAAGUUCAAACACUGUUAAAAGAUGAACUAAAUGUAUCCUCAAUUAUUACUAAACAGAAUAUUGUCUCAAACCCUAAUAAACAUGAAGGUUUCUCAACUGCAGGUGGUAAAACUAUUAAAGUAUCAGAUGAGGCCAUACAACAAGUUCAAAUAAUGUUAAAAGAUGAACUGAAUAAAUCAUUGAACAUUACUCAGGACAAUAUUGUUAUAAAUCCUAAUAAAUUAUGUAAAGGCUUCUCUACUGCUGGAGGUAAAUCUAUUAAAGUAUCAGAUGUGGCUUUAAAAAAAGUUCAAACAGUAUUAAAAGAUGAAUUGAAUGAAGUUUCGACUGUUACUCAGGACAAUAUUGUUAUAAAUCCUAAUAAAUUAUGCAAAGGCUUCUCUACUGCUAGAGGUAAAUCUAUUAAAAUAUCAGAUAAGUCCUUACAAAAAGUUCAAACAAUGUUAAAAGAUGAACUAAAUGAAUCCUCAGUAAUUACUAAACAGAAUAUUGUCCCAAACCCUAAUAAACAUGAAGGUUUUUCAACUGCAGGUGGUAAAACUAUUAGAGUAUCAGAUAAGGCCAUAAAACAAGUUCAAACAAUGUUAAAAGAUGAAUUGAAUGAAGUUUCAACUGUUACUCAGGACAAUAUUGUUAUAAAUCCUAAUCUAUGUAAAGGUUUUGCAACUGCAAAAGGUAAAUCUAUCAAAGUAUCAGAUGUGGCUUUAAAAAAAGUUCAAACAAUAUUAAAUGAUGAAUAUUCAUCAUCAGUUACCAAGGACAAAACUAAUUCAAAGUCUAACAUUUGUAAUCAAUUUUUGAAUGGUGGAGAUAAAUCUAUUAAAGAAUCAGAUAACUCAUUAAAAAAUAAUCAACUAACAUUUAAAAAUGAUACACAAUUAUUUGAUAGUUCACUGGAAACAAUGACCAUUUCAAGUGUAUGCAGUAGUUCUAACAAAGGCUCAAAAUUAACUAAUGACCUAAAAACAAAAUCAAACUGUUUUGAAAUUUUAAAACAAGUGGAAGAAAAUAUAUUCGAAGAUGAUUUGUCUUUGAUUAACACAGUUGAAAAGUUUGAAAGAGAUCAAAUUAUUUGUAAGCCAGUACUAAGAAAUAAACGUCCAGGAAGCCCUAUAAAUACACAAAAAAUAAAUUAUAAAAUUAAAAAAACAGUACAUAAUGAUGGAUGGGAAAUUGAUGAUUUAAAUACUUCAUUUAGUGUUUACUUAUCAAACAAAUUGAAUGGCCCCAAAGUAUCAUUACCAGAAGUUGUUGAUUGGGUCUUACCAAAAGUAUUUUCUAUAAAACAGUUUCCUGAGAAUGGUGUAGCAAAAGAAUUAAUCAAAUUGAAUGUUGAUAAUGCUAUACAGUUGAAGUUGUAUUGGGAAAAAAAUUAUAAAUCAUCUGGUGGUCAUAAAAAUAAAAUGUACAAUUUUCAAGAUUUAAAAUACUUAUUUUUAUCACACAAUUUUGUUGAUGGCAAACUUAUUCCUAAAGGAUGGAUAGAAAACCAUUUUCGUUUUAUAGUAUGGAAAUUAGCUGCUACUGAAAUUUGUUUUCCUGAUCAUUUUGGAAACAAAUUAUUAACUGCAAAAAACAUUAUUCAUCAACUAUUAUAUAGAUACUAUAGAGAAAUAGAAAAAUGCCAAAGAUCUGCAUUAAAAAAGAUACUCGAAAAAGAUGAAACUACAUCAAAAAGGAUAAUUUUAUGUGUUUCAAAAGUUAAUAAAACAGAUUUAGCUGAAACUUUUACUAUUGAACUAACUGAUGGCUGGUAUAGUGUUCAAGGAAUUAUUGAUUAUGAGAUGAAUAUGCUUUUACAUAAAGGCAUUAUAAAAGUUGGUACUAAACUUAUAAUAUAUAAUGCAGAACUUAUUGGUGCUGGAGAAGGAAUUGAUCCAUUAGAUGUUCACAAUAGUGUAAAGCUUAAAAUAUCAACAAACAGUACACGAAGAGUACGCUGGUAUGCCAAAUUAGGAUUCUACAAAAACUCUACAUUACCUAUACCUAUUACUUUAGAAUCAGUUCUACCACACGGCGGAAUAAUAGGAUCUCUUUCACUUGUAAUACUUAGAAAAUACCCUAUAAUGUUUCUUGAAAAGAAAACAAAUUCAAAAUCUAUUUUUAGGAAUGAGAAAAUGGAAACUAUUGAAGCAGAAAAGUAUAAAGCAUACCAACAAAAGUCAUUAGAAAUAAUUUCAAAUAAGAUAAAAACUGAAUUGAUUGCUGAAAUGGCUUCCAAAACUAAAGUGUCAAAAAAAUACUUUUCGUGUAUGAAAAAAGAAAAUUUAGAUAAAUUAAAUUUAGAUGAACUGAGCAAUAUAAUAGAUAAUUCCACUGAUCCUUUGGAAAUCCAAUCAUUGCUCAGUCAAGAAAAAUUGGAAGCUCUUAAAGAUUUUAAAAAUUCAGAGCAAGAAAGAUUCUAUAAUGAACUUCAAAAUAGGGUCAAUAGAGUGUUUAAUGAUCAAUUUAAAGAUUCUCGUAAAGUUAUACCUAUGAUAAAGUUACGUGUGGUUGAUGAAAAAUAUGUUUCUACUGGUUUUAAAGCUGCUUUACUUACAAUUUGGAAUCCGUCACAAGAUGUCACUGAAAUCUUGAAUAAAUCUACUGAAGGUCAAUGUUGUACACUUCACCAUAUUACUACUAAUGGGUUUAUGAAUGGUGAACUUCAAUUAUCAGCUAACAAAAAUACUCGCUUUGAUUUUAAAGGGUAUAAAAAUGAAUAUGUCAAACGUGAUGUAGUAAGCUUUAAAAGUAUUUGUUCCGGUACAUUUUUACCAUUGUUUGGUGAAAUAGAUUUAGUUGGUAUUGUAGUAUCAGAUGUUAAUAAAAAUAAUGCGUAUAAUGAAAUCUAUGUAUCAGACAAAGAAAUGAAUAUAAUCAGUAUUUUGUUCCGAGGAAAUAUUAAGGAAUAUGGAUAUGAUGACAUGAUGUACCCGGGUAGUAUAAUAUCAGGGAUUAAUAUUCAAUUUAAAGGAUUUAAUCAAAUAUCUCCAAUACCUAAGUUGUAUAAUACAGAGCAAUCUUUAUUUACAACAAUUCCUAAGACUGAAUAUAUUUUAAAUAUUUUUAAUGAUUAUAAAAUGUUUAUGAAAAAACAUGAAAAUCAAAAUUUUCUGAUAUGCUGCCAAACUAAACUUAGUGAAAUUUGUAAUAGACAUGGAGAAACAGCGACAAUAAAUAAUGAACAAUGUUUAAACAAAUCAAGAAAUGCAUUGCAUAAGUCAUAUAGUGAAUUACCCGUCGCCGUGGUAAGAACUUCUAGUACAUCUCAAUCUGAAUUUUCUCCAGCUCAAAAACGAAUAAAAAUGUUAAAUGCUUUUGGAAAAACACCACCGUUAAAUAUUGUUCACACUAAACCACCAGAUAAAAAAUUGAUGGGUCAAUUCAAAACACCAACCCGGUUGUAGAAAUUUAUAAAUGAAGAUAUUUCAUAAGUUCAACUAUUAAUUCAAGUUAUAAUAGUUGGUAUGAUAACUAUUUUGUUUAAAAGUAGGAAUAUAAUGAAAUUAUUAUUUGUAGUCAUAACUAUACUAUAUAUUUUAUGUUAAUUAAAAUUGUGUUAUUCAAAAAUUGAAUUCUUAAAACAAA
Messenger RNA from Metopolophium dirhodum (rose-grain aphid), 6285 nucleotides. RefSeq names its product breast cancer type 2 susceptibility protein-like. NCBI's taxonomy places the organism in Eukaryota, Metazoa, Arthropoda, Insecta, Hemiptera, Aphididae. Bases 615 to 6104 code for a protein of 1829 amino acids. The record is from RefSeq and is a predicted model, not a curated record. Gene Ontology annotation, biological process: double-strand break repair via homologous recombination; regulation of DNA-templated transcription. The transcript has 16 exons.